Molecule: messenger RNA, 5176 nt
Organism: Hyla sarda
Lineage: Eukaryota; Metazoa; Chordata; Amphibia; Anura; Hylidae
Gene: PPP1R18
Product: protein phosphatase 1 regulatory subunit 18
Exons: 4
Coding region: 641-2107 (488 amino acids)
Molecular function (GO): phosphatase binding
Source: RefSeq, a predicted model, not a curated record
CUCGGCAGUGCGAGGGUUAAUAGGGCUGUAUAUCCCCCUCCUUCCUUCCACCCUCCCCCUUUACUCUCAGUAUUAUUCAUAGCAGUAACCUCACCCUCCACCCUCUCAGGCUCCUUCUGUCUGUGAAUCAAAUUCUUCUUCUUUUUUUUUUUUCUCUCACUCCUUUUUCUCUUUUGGGGAUGUUUGGAGGCCAUUUGUCUUUUUAGAAAUUUCUGUAAAAAUUUGUAAUUUUUUGUUUUUUUAAAUAAAGCUUGGAAUAAUAUCGCCGACACAGACCGGGACGGAGCUGUGAUUUUUUUUUUUAUAUAUUUUUUUUUUUUUUUUUUUUUUUUUUCGGGUCGUUGGCAAUGAAAAGGAGAAGUUGUUGAUGGAUUCGCCUUGGAUUUGUAAUAGGGUCUCUUCCCCGGAGAAGCGGAGUCGGGAAUGAUCGUAAGGACGUAGCGGAGAGACACCGAGGAUUGGGAAGCGUUUGGGUCCAGCUGUGGAGGAGAGCAGCGUGAAACAUCCAACUACGGUAAACCAAUCUGGCUUUUCUCCUUCUGCCAUGCCUCCUUGGCAACUAUUGAUCAUGGCUUGUGAAAAAUAACCCAGGAAUUCAAGUCAAUAUCCAAGCUUAACCCUUGGAUCCAUCAAUACGAUAAUGAUGGAGGUUCCAGACUGGAAGGUCCAUCUCCUAGAAAGAAAAAGAAAAGAAGAAGAAGAAAUGAAAAGGAGAGAGAGGGAGGAAGAUGAACGACUUGCCAAGAUGCCUCCCUGGAAGAGAGAGAUCAUUCUGCGAAGGAAGGCCAAGGCUGAGGCUUCUAUGCUGGAGAACAAAACAGAGACUGAAGGAGAACAAGAGGAAAAAAUAGGAGGUGGCGGAGAAGAAGAGGAAAAAGAGAGUCGGGUUUUAAGAGAAAAUAUUGGACCAGUUCAAAAAAAUCCAUUUAUCCAACAGGAGAAGCAAAGACGAAUACCAGAAUAUUCUUGCACUAGACCAAAGUCUACCACCGAGCAAACAGUCCAACGUAUUCCAAAGGUAGAUGACCUAGUAAGAGAUACAAAUCUUCCAAAUGACGUGAAGGAGCAAGAUUCUCCAUUAGAGGAGCAUCAACCUCCAUCCGUAGAUGUUAAAGGAAGGGUGAGCCGGUUGCUUAGCCGAUUUGGAGGUUCAAGGACAGAAGAUGAUAGUGACCCAUGUUUACAACGGGUAAAUGGAGAAGAAGGAGUAACCAAAACUGUACUGCCCACUACUCCGGUAAUAGUGGAGCCUGAAACCCAGGUCUCAAGUAUUGCAAACCCUGCUCCGCCUUCGCCUUCCUGCUUUCAUACUGCCACGGGAAACCAGACUUUAACUCAGGAAACCAUUCUCUCUACCUACGUCACUCCUUCCUCUUCCUCUGUUGAGUCAGAGCCAUCCGAGCUUUCAACCUGUGCGGCCCCCAUGGCCAUGAGUGGGUUCACCACCAGGCAAAGCAUGACAGAUGAAGUUAGGCCUUUUCCUUUCCAGCUGCGCCCAGCGUCUCCAGCAUCUCCAGCCAGGUUAAAGCAGGCUACCCAGGUUUCUCCAAUCUUGUCAAGGCCUGAAACCUUCAAGGUUAAUGCCGGAAAAACAGACGAAGAUGGUGAAACCGGGCUCAGUCCUUCAAAAGUCACUUGUAAUUUCCAGGCUAUCAAAAGGACAACUGGAGAGAAUCAAGCUGUGCAAAGGAGGAAGGGCAAUACGAUUACAGUCAACCCACGAAAAGUUGCAGUCUGCGAGAAUGGGUAUGCUGUCACAGAGGCUAAAUCCCCGGGAACCAAGCCGGAGUCUGGCAAGAAACGUUAUCCAACAGCAGAAGAGAUCAAAGUCAUUGGGGGCUACCUGGCUUUGUCGAGGUCCUGUCUCGCCAAACACAGUCAGGACAAGAAGAAGAUGAAUAUUUCCUUUCCAGAAGCGGAUCUAGAGAGUACCUUCGAGUAUCCAUCAGAGAGCUCUAUGUUAGCAGAAUAUGGCCCGGCAGAGGAGCCGGAUGUCCCUGUCCCUCCGCUUGCUCAGCCAGAGGAUGACGAAGAAGAAGAAAGUGCCCUUUUGGGAGGCAUCUUAAGAAGGAAAGCUCUCAUAGUUGAUGAGUCCUGCAAACGCUGAGGAGAGGUCACAAAGCAUUUUGGGUACUGAGCACCAAGCACCUGUGGAUUCUGGCAUUUCUGUACCAAUGGAGCGAUCCAUGUUUACCAAUAAAAGCAGCACACACGACCAGUCAAACGGUGGGAAAACCAGCCGAUACGAUUCACGACCAACAGAUGGCCUUGGUCUACCUACGAAGAGUUGCUUCUGAAGUUCAGGAACUAUUUUAACCAGAGGUCGUGAUGUUGUUGCUACUAUUGACUAUUCCAAUGGAGGCAACAACUGCUGAUGAUGGAACAAACAACUUGUUUGGCAAUUUUACCAUUUCGGUAUUUAUCUGUGAGACUAUCGAAAUCCUUCAACAGUGGAUGAGUAACAAUUACCUGUUCUUAGAAUUUGUACCAUGUUUAGCCGGGAGACUAGUUUUAGCCAUGUAUAGUAUCUUAACAUGCUUUAUUAGUGUUUUAUAAGUAGUUAUAUGUUAAAAGUUUUGUACUGGGUUAAAAACCUGGCAGCUUUGUUCCAAAAACAGUGCCAUACAUGUCUAUGGGUUGAUUUGGGUAUUGCAGCUCAGCUCCAACCUUUGGACAGGUGUGGCUCUUUUUGGCAGAAAAGCAGUCAUCUUGUUACUGUGUAAUGUCUUUACUAUUAGUAGAACAAGUUACUGUUAGCAGCCACUGAACGCAUUACUAGUUAGUCCAUCGGAAGCAUGUAAAUUUUAGCUAGUUAGCCUUUGCGUUAAAGUUUCUUACCGCUAACCAAGUUUCCAGUUAAUGUUUUUAACAUUAUUGGUUACACCAGAAGUAUUCCUAGUGAGUGAUACUCUAUGGUACUGGUUUUAACCUAUAUUAUACCACUGCUAAAAUUGUAUCUGUCGAGAAUUCUUUUUUAACAAAUGGCCACUGAACAAAAGACUUCUAUUGGCUCAGGACUGUUGACACCGUUCUAGAUGAGGACGCACUGGUUCAGAUGAAUACAAAACUGCUAGUUCUUAUUACCGGCAAGUAUUUCUUUUUAAAACUGCUUUUUUGUUUUUGUUUUGUAUUUUUUUAUAUAUAUUUUUUUAUAUUUUUGUAUUUUUUUUUUUUUUAUACAAGGAAAUGUUGAUAAACAAGUGUUUUGCUAUCCAGGCUUUAAGAUUUCUAAUAUCCAUCAUCAUGAGUGCCAAUCCACUUCUUAUGAUUGUCUGCUGAAAAAAAUGGGGUGGUCAUACAAAAAGAAACCCUUUGAAUGUGUCGGCAUAUUUUAUUUUUUAUUUUUAUUAUUAUUACUUUUUCUAAUUUUUACUGUUCUCGUUGGAAACUUAUGUCCAUAGUUGUGACUUUAGGGCAGUGGUCGCCAACCUGUGGCUCACCGGACAUUAUAGUAUUCCAGUAGAGGCAGAUCUGCUUCAAUAAUGCACUGUGUUUUGCACUUAAUUUUGAAUUUUAAUAUAUAUGUAUGUACAGUAUGUUUUCUCAUUUAUGUUUCUUGGAUGGAUGCAAUUCAUGAAUGGGAUUUUGAAAGUACUGUAAUAUUUUACUAUUAAGAGUAUGAUUCCAAUAGUGGCCCGGUGUAGGAUUUUCUGUAAAAGAUAGGCAACCAUGAAUUUCGCUGAAUCUCCAUUGGCAGAAUUCAGCAAGUGGAGAUUCAGAUCUGGCAGCCGCCAAAAUACUUUGGCGGUAGGACCCUGCGGCACUCCGCCGUCACCAUUGACGGCUAUGCAGUGCUGAUGCAAUUCAGCACAAAGAAUGAACAUGCUCAUUCUCUGUGCUAAACAAUUUCAGCCGCGGAAUUGUCCGCCGCUGAGAUUGCUCAGUGUGAACGGGUUUCGCGGAAGACCCAUUCACACUGAUGUUAAAGUUCACCACACUGAAUUCUGCGGGAAUUACAUAGUGUGAACACACCCUGAUAGUAAAUCAUGGGUCACACAGGACUAACAAUGAUAGAUACCACUAUAAUAGCCAAUCACGGGUCACCCAGGACAAGCUGUCAAGGAUGCCACAAUAAAAGUCAAUACCCCAUUUGUUUCAAUUUGUUCAGUAUUAUUAAGUUUUAACUUUUACUUCUUUACCCAUUAGGACCCUGAUAAACAAUAGAACUCCCAUCAUGCCAGAGAAAAUUGUUCUUUUCUCAUUUUUUUUCAUAAUUGCUGUAAAGUGGCAGCUUGGUAAAAAAAAAAAAAAAAAGGAUUGAGGGUGAAGGGAUCAAUUCGGACCAUGACAUAGUCUUCAUCAACCAAGGGUUUGUAUAGUUGAUGGAUUAUACUCUUAGAAUAUUCUCUAAUACACUGUCAAUAGACCCUCAAAUAACUUUGUUUCUGGGCCUUUUUUUAAUAGUUCAUUUGUACAGCACUUGGAUGAAGGUCCAUGUGGGGCCAAAGACACUUAGAAUGAGGUUUUUCUUCCAUCAAACAUACAGAAGUAACGAUGACCAAAGGUCUCCAAGCUCAUUGGAAGAUCCAAAUAACUAGGUGUUCAAAAGCCUUGGUACUAAAUAUUAGGCCCCUAAAGAAAGAGAAAAAAACAGUCAUCGUGGUGGUCCACAGAGGCUUCUGCCUACCCUGUCAACCUUGCUUGAUGGAUCUCUCCCUAUACCCAAACAGGGAGGGAUCAAUAAAUUAAUGCUGGUAGGACAGAGAAAAGCUAACAAUGACCAUGAUUUGAGAUUUCUUUUUCUUAACCAUCUUCUGACAAGUCAUUGAGAUUGGGUGAGGUCUAUGAAAUGAGAUGCCACUGACCACAAAAAUGAAGACCAUUGUGCUAUUUUGGGUAAACAUUACUGUUAACUCUGUUUUCGAAGUCUGUUUUGAGUAAAGCUAAAAGGGAACCGUUGUGGGCACUGCAUUGUGGCCCCCUCGAUUUUGUAAUAGCAAGGGGGGGGGGGGCAGAAGAUCCUAUCUCAAAAGCUCUUUGUUCAUGUUGUGGGAUCAGUCUUUCCUAGACCCGUGACGAAGGGUUGUCAUACAAAAAUAGUGAAUGUCUCAUGUCACAGAUACCUUCUGGUGGCUUUAUUUUGUCAGAUUUUUAUCUUUUAUCAUUUCUAAACAAAAUACAAAGUCAACUGCCAUAUUGUGUUGUUUUUUGUUAAUAAAACAGUGUUAUGAGAGUC